AGGGGUACGCUAUUUCAUUUACCUGAUAAACCCCAGAGUCCCCGUUUCGUAAACCCCUCUUCGCAGUCGAAAACCUCCGCAGCUCGAAUCGGAAAUUCCCGAAAACCCUAGAACAAGCUGACGAUCUCCAUUUACGCAUGGGAGAUCCUAAAGCGACGUCGUUGCUUUCGCUGGCUCCCGGUUGCGGAUUCUACCCCUCGGAUGAGCAGCUCCUCUGCGACUACCUCUCCAGCAAGAACGCCUCCGAGGCGGGGAAAUCGGGCGGCUACGAUUUGAUCAGAGAGCUCGAUUUGUACGAACACGAUCCCUUCGAGCUGCCGGAGAGCGCUUGCUAUUCUUACGGCCACGGAGGGAGGAAGCGGCACUGGUUCUGCUACACGGUUAGGGUUUUGAAGGAGAGGAGGGCGAAGAGCGGGUAUUGGCGGAGGAAAGGGAGGGUUAGGGACGUGUUGGGUGGUGGAGGGAAGGUUGUUCUGGGGAGGAGGUCGAGCUUUGUGUUUUAUUUGGGGAAUUCGCCAAACGACGCCGUAAGGACUGAUUGGGUUCUCUAUCAGUAUGCUCAGGUCGAUCAUGUUAAGGCUGCUUUUGUCCUGUGCCGUAUAGUCAGAUCUGGUAGUGGAAAUAGAAUUUCAGAUCAUGGUUUAAGUUCUUGUGCUGAAGAAAGCGCUUGCACUGUUCGUCACAUUGGAAUUCAGCAUGAUGGAUUUCAUGCUCCCACUAUCAGUGAAAAUGAAAAGCAUGGUGACACUUCUGUGCCUAGGAAGAACGAGAUGUCAAAAUAUCCAUUGAGGCUGGACCGAGAGCUUGAUGAUCGAGUCAUGACAGGGCCUGUUUCUAUAUCAAGAAUUCAGCCUAAUGAACAGGUGCCAGAAUCUGUGCUUGGUGGUAGUAAUCCAAUAUUGCUUGAUAAUUUGGCAGCCAAGCACGUCCUUUGCAUUAUGGAGGGAGAUUUUAUAGAGUUGGAUGAUCUCAUUGAUUGAGCAUCCUGGAUCGUUCUUAUUAGAGGGGGUCUUGAAGACUGGAUCUCAAAGAGGUGGAAUCGACCUAAUUUUCAGGCUAAAUUACUGAGGUGCUAAAUUUUCACUUGAGACAACUGUUCAUACACUGUUUAAAUGCACGACAGAUGAUGAGAAGGGUUUAAGUACUGAAAACCCUUUAAGAAACAUUAACGGAUCUAGUAUACUGUUGAUUAUGAAGUGGAGAGAGAUGAAUGGCGGGCACCAACCCCUGUAAAGAUUUGCUUUGUGCCUAAAAAUUGGCAAGGGCUUCACCGGAACAAGAAAGACUAAUAUGUAUGAUGAUGGUAAAUCCGAUAACGAAUCUUUUACUAUCAGCUGCUUCAGUGGGUUUAAAUCCUGCUGUCUUGUAUUUACAUUCGGAUACUUUGAACUUGCGGAAAGGCUAGGUCUUUCCGUUGUCUUGCGCCUUCCCUUAGCAAGGCGAGAUACGCUCUCUGAUUCUGUUUUUCCUUUAUCUCUCUCUCUCAUUCCUGGGAUUUUAAGAUAUUCCGACAUUAAUGAUGGCAUUCAUUUGAUAAUUUGCUAUGCAGAAAUUAAGCUCGUUUAUAUAA
Molecule: messenger RNA, 1570 nt
Organism: Pyrus x bretschneideri (Chinese white pear)
Lineage: Eukaryota; Viridiplantae; Streptophyta; Magnoliopsida; Rosales; Rosaceae
Product: NAC domain-containing protein 72-like
Exons: 4
Coding region: 138-980 (280 amino acids)
Biological process (GO): regulation of DNA-templated transcription
Molecular function (GO): DNA binding
Source: RefSeq, a predicted model, not a curated record